CAAAUUUUGUUUCGGUCAUAUCUCAUAUGAUUGCGUACAGGGGGAGGAAAUUUUUUUAAGCCUAGAAUAUAAAGAGAAGUGUUUUCCUCCUCCUCAGAGGAACAAUCCCUGAUUUUGACAUUUUGCUUAAUGUGAAACGUAGUUUUAUACAUUAAGCUAUGGAAUAGUAAGAUAAAUAUAUAUAUAUAUGUAUAUAUAUAUAUAUAUAUAUGUUUGUUCAGUGAUUUUGGAGAAAACCAGAAAAGAUAGAGAGUUCGGGUUUUCGGCAUUCGAUAGGGCAUGAAAAACCCUCCAGACGUAUUAUUUUCCCCAUAAGUGCUCCCCAUUUAAUUUUUUCAUUCAUGGACCCUCUUUUUUGGAUUCCACUUUGAAAAAUAUUUCGAUUCCACUCACCAUUUAUUGAGUGGAUAACGAAUGGAUUCGGGUGGAAUUAUUUUUCUCCGCAACUUUAUUGGGUGGAUAAAAGAUGGAAUAAAUGAGUUUUACUUCAGUGUUAAUUUGAUUACUUUGGAUCUAGAUGAAACUUGUUGAAAAAAAGUUGGAGACACCCGAGGUACCAAAUUGUUUUAGAUUCCUUAUAAAAUUACCUUUCGAAUGGUAUAUAAAUUAUGGAGUUUCCGGCAGGUUUGAUGGCGUUUUACGCUGGCCGUUUGGCCGAAAUAUGAAAAAUUGUGAGAAAAAUCGGCUUCCGAAUCUUAUUGCAAGCAACCUAGUUCUAUGGUUUUGAUGAAACUUUGCCAGACGAUAGCUCUUGAAGCUCUCUUUCCAACGGUAUAUAGCUUAUUAGCCAAUCGAACUUGUGGAUGUGUUUCCCAGGUGGCCGUAGAUUGACGCUAGUGAUAUAUCAAUGAUACCAUUGAUAGUUCGAUAUGAAUAGCGUGCUAUUGGUACAUUUUAAUAUUGUGACAAAAACAAUUUUUCUCUUCAAUAUUUUUCCUUCAAAAAUAGACAUCUAAAGUAUCAAUAUAGAGCGCCAUAUUUAAUUUUAUGUAAUUAGUGAAAAUAUUUUGCAAAUUCAACUUUCAAGGGAAAUUUUAUUGCGGUAAAAAUUACAUUUUACCAUGUGAAACAAUUCCCUCAUGUUGGAAUGGCAUUCAUUGCAAGCAACCUAGUUCUAUGAUUUUGAUUAAAUUUCGCCAGAUGAUAGCUCCCAAAGUCCUCUUGCUAACGCUAUAUAGCUUAUUAGCCAAUCAAACUUGUGAAGAGUUUUAGAAUUUCAAUUUAACUAUGGCAUUGACAAAAACCUUAGAGAAAAACGAAAUCCAUGUGAUGCAUUUAUUAGGUAGUUCUGGACGUUCUCAUUUCAGUAAUUGAAUUGAACGAUUUCAUCAUUUAUGGAUCAUCAGCGCAGCUUCUGAGAAAGCCAUCUAUCUAAUUUAUAGGAUUUACUAACUUUUUGAAGUGAGAGCCCAUAGGUAGUCGUUGAGGCAAUAUGAGCCAAAUAUUUGUAAAAUCAAUUUUCAAGGUGUAAUUUAUUUUAAAAAAAAUUGUGGCAAAAAAUUCAAAAUAUGAAUGUCGAGUAGUUUGUUUUUCUUAGUAGUACGGUUCCACGUUUCACAUUAAGCUCUACGGCCAAAAACUGGCAGUGUAUCAUUUUAUAGCAUCGGGUAAGAAAUUCAAAACGCUUGUUCGAAAAAAAAAAAAAACAUCUGUCAAAGAGAAGUGAAUUAGAGUUCAGAAAUUUUUCUGCAUUUCAAAGAACAAACGACCAAUUGAAAAUUGUGUGAAUAAAGUUAAAAAAAAGAAUAAAGGAUGUCAGUGAACGAGAUGACUGGAUGGGAAUUUCUGUAUAAUAGGAUCGAAGAAAAUUUAAGAACCAAAACAGACAUAUUAGUGGCAGUAACUCAUUUUUAUUUGAGAAUGCGGGCUGACUUUCAGUGUGUGGGAAUAGGCGAGCCAUUACCUGGCGAUAAAGAGAAGAAAGGUAGCGGUUUCUUACCACCGAAUUGGAAUGCAAACGGCACAUUGUAUUCCUUAAAAUAUGUACUUCAUGGUAGACUUUACAUUUUAUUGGGAGCAGUGGAAGGUGACGUACUUUCCCUAACCCUAAAUCCAUUACCUGGCGAUAAAGAGAAGAGAGGUUGCUGUUACUUACCACCGAAUUGGAAUGCAAACGGCACAUUGUAUUCCUUAAAAUAUGUACUUCAUGGUAGAAUUUACAUUUUAUUGGGAGCAGUGGAAGGUGACGUACUUUCCCUAACCCUAAAUGAAAAUGAAUCUGAUUUUAAAAAAACCAUUAGUUUUAACGCCACAAAUACCGUUGAAAGAAUGCAGGGCGAUUUAGAAGAACUCAUUCCAAGAAUUGAUGACGUUGUUCGUGAAUUGAGAAAAUUGGCUAAAUCGUUCAUAUCGCCUCCGCCUUACCGUUCGUAUACGAGUGGUGAAGAAGCAAUAAACUCUGCAAAUAAUAGCAAUUUUAUAGCAGUUAAAACAAUGGAUUCGAUUGUUCUCCAAUUUUGUCAACAGCAUUUUUUGAGUAAACUAAGCAAAUUUUUGAAUUUCGAUUAUUUUUUUAAGGAAUUAAUGCAUUAGAGGGUUAAUUUAGCUAACAUUUUUUGGAUAAUUUAGAAUUGCGUAUGUCCUUUACAAUUAUUAAAACUAUACUUUCAUUUAUUAAUUUUCAUACAUUUUCUUGUACACAUAAUACUUUAACAGCGAUAGUUCAGAAUAGCAUGUAUUAGUGCAUAUAUUUAAUGAACACUUUCAAUGGAGUGAACGAGUGACGAAACCAAAAUUUGAAACAAACAAUUUCUUAUAUCAAUUUUAUGACGAAAAUAAUUGGUAGAUAAUUUUUUCAAUUCCGUGUAAAUAUUGGUUGAGUGAUAUCUCUAUGUGAACUCUAUUUAUAUAUUUGCUCAUAAUUUAUUCACUCCAUUCCAAUUGAUUUUAAUAGUUAAGCUAAAACCCUUUCAGGAAUAAGCGAUUCAUUUAAUUCUAAAUAUGUAUAUUUUAAUUGCAAUCAAAAUCAUUAUUGUAACGUCACAAUGGAAUGAAAAAAAGAGAAAAAAACAAUAAAAUUCAAUGAAAUUAGAUAAAUAUGAAAAAAAUUGAGAUCAUUCAUAAUUAUCAAUAUGCAAUAAACUCCACUUACCGAGUACAAUUCAUACCAAGAGGUAACUCGUACUUCGGCAAGGCCACAAUUUAAUCAAGCCUAGCGGACUAACAAAUAAUUGUUAUAAACAAAUUUCUGAAUUAUAAUUUGAUUGAAUGAUGUUGUAUAACAAUUGCUUUACAAUUUGUAUCAAUUUCAAUUGAUUGCAUACCUUUGUGGAGGAUCAGCUUCGCUGCUGCGAUAUCACGAUGCCAUACAGUUGUGAGCGUUGGUUGUGCUCCGGCAGCUCCCUCGAUUUUAACGUUUGCAACAUUUGGUAGCCAUGUUUUGAAGAAGCGUUGCUUCUUUGACACCAAACGACCUGCAUUCGGUCCAUCUCGAAGAGUUGUAGCAAUGACAUCGCCCAUAUCUCGCAACUCACGCCACAUUCGUUCAAUUGUUCGUCGCAUUUGUAGUAAUCGUUUGCUCACAUUGGUUACAAUGAGUGUUGGUAAGCCAACAACAGGAUUUGGUACACAACCCACACAUGUUACUGUAACCUAACACCCAAUUGUGUUAAUAUGCAAACGCUGCAGUGGAAAAAGAGAUUAGAAGAAAACACUUGUGUUCUGUUCAAAC
Molecule: messenger RNA, 3670 nt
Organism: Contarinia nasturtii (swede midge)
Lineage: Eukaryota; Metazoa; Arthropoda; Insecta; Diptera; Cecidomyiidae
Product: proteasome inhibitor PI31 subunit-like
Exons: 5
Coding region: 1753-2532 (259 amino acids)
Biological process (GO): proteasome-mediated ubiquitin-dependent protein catabolic process
Molecular function (GO): endopeptidase inhibitor activity; proteasome binding
Source: RefSeq, a predicted model, not a curated record